This is a messenger RNA of Linum tenue, 1297 nucleotides long. The record is from the annotation of a GenBank genome assembly. NCBI's taxonomy places the organism in Eukaryota, Viridiplantae, Streptophyta, Magnoliopsida, Malpighiales, Linaceae.
AAGACGAUCCGGCCCAGUACUAUGGACAGCAACAAGACAAUCCGGCCCAGUACUGUGUGGACAGUAACACACUGUAAUCCGGCCCAAAAUGUGGCGCCUCUCUCCAUCUCUGAUUUCUGAACGCAAAAUCAUUCUCCCGAGCAGCUCGAAAGCUCGGCUUAUCUGACCGAAGAUGUCGUCAGCCAGAAUCCAACCGACGGUGGCCGCUGCAGCUGCCUCCGCGCUCUCCUCCACCGUCAAACACAGCUUCAGCUUCAAGUUCCCUUUUCCCGCCACCACCACUCCGGUCGCUUCCAGACGAUGCGGAAUUCGGAGAACCCUCACCGUAGCUAUGUCCACUGUAGCGUCGAACCCUCUCCAAGUCUGCGUGAAGGCGUCCAUCACCGUGCCGGACAAGCUUGGCGACUGCCCAUUCUGUCAGAGGGUAUUGCUGACCAUGGAGGAAAAGAAUCUUCCUUAUGACAUGAAGUUGGUAGAUUUGAGCAACAAGCCAGAAUGGUUCUUGAAGCUAAGCCCAGAGGGUAAAGUCCCUGUGGUAAACUUCGACGAUAAAUGGGUUCCGGAUUCAGAUGUAAUUACCCAGUCGUUAGAAGAGAAAUUCCCUGAUCCACCAUUGGCAGCACCACCUGAGAAAUCUUCUGUUGGCUCAAAGAUAUUCUCCACUUUCAUUGGAUUCCUUAAAAGCAAAGACCCCGGAGAUGGAACAGAGCAGGCAUUACUGAAUGAGCUAACUUCUUUCGACGAAUAUAUCAAAGAAAAUGGUCCUUACAUCAACGGGGAAAAGGUGUCUGCAGCUGAUCUGUCCCUCGGCCCGAAGCUAUAUCAUUUAGAGAUUGCUUUGAGUCAUUAUAAAAGUUGGUCUGUUCCAGACUCGUUGCCUCACGUCAAGUCUUACAUGCAGGCAAUUUUCACCAUGGAUUCCUUUGUUAAAACACGGGCACUGCAGGAAGAUGUUAUUGCUGGUUGGCGGCCGAAAGUCUUUGGUUGAAGGAGACAUCAGAUGUGGAAACUGCCAUCGGUUUGUCAAUAAAUGGAGAGAGAGAGAGAGAGAGAGAGAGAGUAUGAAAUAUUUAGCAAGUGUUGUCAAACGUGGACUAUGGUGCAUUGAUGCUGACAAUUCGUGUUGAAUACUUCGCGUCAAUUUGCUCUCAUGCAAUUAUUAUAUAUAAAAUGGGUAACUGAAAUGUGUAAUUUCACUGCCGGGUGUGGAGUGGUAAUGAAAUGGUCACAGAUCUUUAAAACAUGACAUAUUGGCCAUAGAGUAGCACGAAGGAAUGAGGGAUGAUAAUUUUCUACA